This is a messenger RNA of Echinops telfairi (small Madagascar hedgehog), 1756 nucleotides long. RefSeq names its product ribose 5-phosphate isomerase A (gene RPIA). Gene Ontology annotation, molecular function: ribose-5-phosphate isomerase activity. Gene Ontology annotation, cellular component: intracellular membrane-bounded organelle. Lineage: Eukaryota; Metazoa; Chordata; Mammalia; Afrosoricida; Tenrecidae. Bases 1 to 936 code for a protein of 311 amino acids. The transcript has 9 exons. The record is from RefSeq and is a predicted model, not a curated record. Gene Ontology annotation, biological process: pentose-phosphate shunt, non-oxidative branch; D-ribose metabolic process.
AUGCAGCGCCCCGGCCCCUUCAGCACCCUCUACGGGCGGGUCCUGGCCCCGCUCCCCGGGCGGGCCGGAGGCGCGGCCUCGGGUGGAGGCGGCAACAGUUGGGCGUCUCUGGGAUCCCACGUGCAGCCGCCCCGGCGCUCGCAGUCCGAGUCCGGUGGAGGCACCGACGGCACCAGCACUCGUAGCGGCAUUGUCGCCCCCGUUUUCCCGAUCUUCUCCACGAUGUCCAAGGCUGAGGAGGCCAAGAGACUCGCGGGCCGCGCGGCCGUGGAAAACCACGUGAAGGAUAACCAAGUGCUGGGAAUUGGAAGUGGUUCUACGAUUGUCCACGCUGUGCAGCGAAUAGCUGAGAGAGUGAGAGAAGAGAAUCUGAACCUGGUGUGCAUCCCCACUUCCUUCCAGGCCCGGCAGCUCAUCUUGCAGUAUGGCUUAACCCUUAGUGACCUGGACCGACACCCAGAGAUCGACCUCGCCAUCGAUGGUGCUGAUGAAGUGGAUUCUGAACUCAACCUCAUCAAGGGUGGUGGAGGCUGCCUGACUCAGGAGAAGAUUGUGGCGGGUUACGCCAGCCACUUCAUUGUGAUCGCUGAUUUCAGGAAGAAUUCACAGAACCUUGGGGAUCAAUGGCACAAGGGGAUCCCCAUUGAGGUCAUCCCAAUGGCCUAUGUCCCUGUGAGCCGCGCCGUGACCCGGAAGUUUGGAGGUGUGGCUGAACUACGAAUGGCUGUGAACAAGGCAGGUCCCGUGGUGACGGAUAAUGGAAACUUUAUCCUGGACUGGAAGUUUGAGCAGGUGCACCAGUGGCAUGAUGUGAACACCGCCAUCAAGAUGAUCCCAGGUGUGGUGGACACGGGCCUGUUCAUCAACAUGGCCGAGAGAGUCUACUUUGGGAUGCAGGACGGCUCAGUGAGCAUGAGGGAGAAGCAUGUCUGCUGACCCAGCGGGAGCGGCCUGUGUUCACCGUGGGUCCCCAGCCCACUGCGUCACUGGAACUACCUGUCCAGGAGCCUUUGCCUUAAUGUAUCUGUGCCCGGUGGACAGUUGGUGGCUGUGGGGCUAGGGCCUACACCCAGUCUUCUGAAGUAUUGUUAUUGAUGUCUUUUUAAAAUAGAGAAAUAUAAACAUAUAUUUUUGCUACUACAAAGCACUCUUUUUUUGUUUUUUAAAUAAAGUAGCACUUGAUUUCAUAUUUUAUAUGAAACAUUUACCAAAAAAAGGAGAAAGGGGCUGGUGAGAGCUGGGGAGGCUGUGCUAUCUUUAAAACCUUUAACUUGAGCCUGCUGCUGGCUAAGCUUCAGAAUUGGGUUUGCUGAGGAAAAUAAAAAUGAUUCUUUACGCUGGUAAAAUACGAAAGACCAACAAUCAACAGCAACAUCCUGCUGCCUUACUGGACACUUUGGCGUUUGUGUACUUGUGUUUAGUUACUGUCCUGAUGACGUCCAGUGCCCACUUCCAUUGAAGAGCUGGUUUACAAAGUCCGCCAGAGUGGUGUGCAGUGACACGGGGUGUCAACUUUUAGGCGAAAGUGUGGUUGGACUUUUGCUAAAGUCAGGCAAGGGGUUAAUUCAGUUAUCUAGGAUUCAGUGCCAAUACUGCCAAAGCACGUCUUAGAGAUGUGAAGGACUGGUUUUUAAGAAUGAUUUUCUUCAUGUUAUGUUUUUUCUGUUCUUCAUUGUUAUUUGCGUGGUUUGGUGUUCGGUGUUAUCACCUCUUUGUAUUGUUUGAAGGUUGAAAUAAAACAGUUUGAUGAUUUUGA